Messenger RNA from Clupea harengus (Atlantic herring), 796 nucleotides. Its product is annotated as permeability factor 2-like. Gene Ontology annotation, biological process: chemotaxis; immune response; defense response. Gene Ontology annotation, cellular component: extracellular region. Gene Ontology annotation, molecular function: chemokine activity. NCBI's taxonomy places the organism in Eukaryota, Metazoa, Chordata, Actinopteri, Clupeiformes, Clupeidae. The record is from RefSeq and is a predicted model, not a curated record.
AGACACAUUCAAAGCUCAAGGCAACAGAGGAGGGAAGAAGAAGUGCUGCUCGCCUCUACCAGCAUAAAAGAUUACAACUGCAACAACUGCAACUGUUAAACCUUGACGGUGUAUUUUAGCCUGAGAAACAGCCUCCUAAAAGCCUUUGAAAAAAUGUCUCAAAUCUCAGUGGUGGUUUUUGUGGUCUUCCUUGCCAUCAUUACCAUGUCAGAGGGCAUGAGUUUGAGAGGCCUUGGAGUGGAGCCUCGCUGUCGCUGCAUCGAGGCGGAGCGCCAACGGAUCGGAAGACUGAUUGAGAGUGUGGAGCUCUUUCCUCCCACUCCUCACUGUGAGGACACAGAGAUCAUUGCAACCCUUAAACGCACCGGUCAGGAGAUCUGUCUGGACACCACCGCCCCUUGGGUUAAGAAGGUCAUUGAAAAGAUCCUUUCCAACAGAAAACCAUGAAACAAUGAACAGUAUUUUGCUGAAGAAGACUUUUCCAGUCCUGGUUCCUGAAUCAUGUUGCAUUUCCACGUCCAGCAACCAAAACCACUAGAGCACCACACGUGGAGUCAGCAUGCAGCUAUUACAAGUGUUUGGAUGCAGACCACAACAAGAUACCAGAUUUUCAAAUCUUAAUAUUUAAAUGUAUUUAUGAAGGUUAAUUGCUAUUCAUAUUUAAGUAUUUAUGUUCCUAUGGACUUAUGUCACUUUUAUUGUUUGUCUGUAUGGGUAAAAACCAAGUUGUCCUGUGUUCUAGCAGGCUUUAGAUUGCACUUUUGUAUUUUAUUGCAAAUUAAAUGUAUUAAGAAUA